GAAGAAGAAGCGGCGUCAGGCUGUCACUCAGGAUCAGAAGUAUCAGGAUCAGGAUCUAAAUAGUGUGAAUCACUAACUUUGAUUUUUGUUUUCGUUGUAGUCCGCUUUUAAGCGAUUCAACACGAGCAUGUCCUCUUGUAAGAAAGGAGACUUGUCCUCAAGCGAAAAGGAGUUGUUUUGCGCUAUCACUGCAGGUGAUGUUCCAGAGGCAUCAAGACUGCUGGGAUGUAAAGAUGUUCGGGUCAACUGUUUGGAUGAGUAUGGGAUGACACCCCUCAUGCAUGCUGCCUACAAAGGAAAAGCUGACAUGUGCAAGUUGUUGCUGCAACAUGGAGCAGAUGUGAAUUGCAAUGAACAUGAACAUGGCUACACGACACUGAUGUUUGCUGGCCUGUCAGGGAACAUCGAAAUCACGUGGAUGAUGUUGGAUGCAGGCGCAGAGACAGAUGCAGUCAACUCUGUCGGAAGGACUGCCGCACAGAUGGCAGCUUUUGUUGGGCAACAUGACUGUGUCACAGUUAUCAACAACUUCUUUUCUCGUGCCAGACUAGACUACUACACCAUGCCACAGGGACUGGAGAAGGAACCCAAGCUGCCACCUAAGCUGGCUGGACUCCACAAGGUCAUCAUGAGCACCAACAUCAACCCUGUCAAGUUGGUGCUGCUGGUGAAGGAUAAUCCUCUGCUGGCGGAGUUCGAGGCUCUGGAGAAAUGCCGCCGAGUGAUGGAGCUGAUCUGUGAGACAUGUAUUAAGCAGCAGGAUAUGAAUGAGGUGUUGGCUAUGAAGAUGCACUACAUUAGCUGUGUGCUGGGAAAGUGUGCGUCAUUCCUGAAGGACCGUGAGGACAAGCUGGAUGGCCUUAUCAAGAGUUUGUUAAAGGGUCGGGACACUGAUGUUCCAGUGUACCAGGAGAAAUUUGUCAGAGAGUGCAUACGCAAGUUUCCCGUACUGGACGCAACUCUGCUGCAGCAGCUGGUGCGGAGCAUUGCGCCUGUGGAGAUUGGUAAUGACCCCACAGCUCUUUCAGUCAUGACCCAGGCCAUCACAGGCCAAGUUGGCUUCAUGGAUGCAGAGUUCUGCACCUCUUGUGGGGAGAAGGGGGCUGGAAAGAGGUGUUCCAUCUGUAAAAUGGUAAUCUACUGUAACCAAGCUUGCCAAAAGAUGCACUGGUUUACCCACAAGAAAGUCUGCAAAAUACUCAAAGAGCAGAGAGAGAAGCAAGAGGCAGAAUCAGCCGAACUAAGGAUGCAGCAGAGCAAAGAAGAGAGUAACGCCCUCCAGGAGGCCACAGACUCUAUGCAGGAGAUGUCAGUGGAGAGUGACAGUGACGGCGUCUUCUCUUCCACCUCAGCAGACACUAUAAACUCCAGCCCCGUCGCAACUGGUGACAACUAAGGAAAGUGUUCGAGAAGACAUCAGCAGAGAUGAGACGCCUGUGCUCCGCAAAUGUCUCUUCUACAAUACAACACGAAUACACAAAAAUGGCAAAUUGGUGGGGAGACUGACGCCAGACUGCUCCCUAGUCUGUGCGGUCAUGCUGUCGUUCGCAUGAGACAGCCACCGUGGCAGAGCGGCGUGUAAAGCGUCCAGCGAAGGUUUGUGCCACAGCAGUCAUCGGUUUUUCUUUUACACAUGCAAAUUUUUUAGACUGUAUUGUCAAAAUAAAUGUGUAAAUUGUGUAGACUGUUGUGUUUAUGAUGGUCACAGGGAG
Thalassophryne amazonica is the source of this 1712-nucleotide messenger RNA. It is a transcript of the gene ankmy2a, whose product is annotated as ankyrin repeat and MYND domain containing 2a. Gene Ontology annotation, molecular function: protein binding. Lineage: Eukaryota; Metazoa; Chordata; Actinopteri; Batrachoidiformes; Batrachoididae. The record is from RefSeq and is a predicted model, not a curated record.